AUGGCAAAUCAAGCGGUCUUUUCCCCCUCUCUUGUCGACGAGGUCAACACCCUUCUGAUGGCGCCGCCGUCCCAAUCGACCAGCUUGCAGAUACCUCCAGCAGAAACAGAACGGGGAUCGUCGAGGCAGGCAGCGCACAACUCCCCAGCGCAUCCAGGGUCGGCCUCAGCUUACCGCCCAGCGUCGGUAGCAGUGCACUCGGCAACCCCCUCUUCAAGCCAUGCAGGAUCCAGUUCCUCAAGACGCCAACAGCGCGCAUCGCACAGCGUAGUCUCAGGAACAUCCAACGACCAGGACCGUCGCAAUGGCCAUUCACGACACGAAGGCUCGCCGUACCCAGAUGUUUACUCGCACCCAGCUGCUGUUGCUUACGCAGCCGCCCACCCCCGCCGAACUAUCCCUAAAUUCGGACCCUAUCUGUUGCUGCAGACCCUUGGAGAAGGAGAGUUCGGCAAGGUGAAGCUUGGCUUGCAUUGCCAAUGGGGAGAAGAGGUCGCUGUUAAGCUCAUUCGACGUGGAAACGUUGACAGCAGUGUUCGCAUGUCCAAGGUCGAACGCGAAAUUGAAGUCCUCAGGACCCUGAAGCACCCCAACAUUGUUCGACUCUACGAUGUGAUUGAAACCGACAAGUACAUCGGCAUUAUCCUCGAAUACGCUUCUGGUGGAGAGCUAUUCGACCAUAUUCUUGCCCACCGUCAUCUGCGCGAACGAGACGCAGCCAAACUCUUCUCUCAACUCAUCUCCGGCGUGUGGUACAUCCACCAAAAGAAGAUCGUCCACCGCGACCUCAAAUUGGAGAACCUUCUCCUCGACCGUCACCGCAAUGUCAUCAUCACCGAUUUCGGUUUCGCAAACCGUUUCGAGCACAGGUCCGAUGACCUGAUGCAAACCUCCUGUGGUAGUCCGUGUUACGCUGCUCCAGAACUCGUCAUCAGCGAAGGGCUCUAUGUCGGUAGCGCUGUGGAUAUCUGGAGUUGUGGUGUCAUUCUCUACGCGAUGUUGGCGGGCUAUCUCCCCUUUGAUGACGACCCAGCAAACCCCGAUGGCGACAACAUCAACCUUUUGUACCGAUACAUCGUCAACACACCCCUGUCGUUCCCCGAUUUCGUCUCUGCAGAAGCCCGAGACUUGCUCAGUCUCAUGCUGGUUCCGGACCCCACCCGUCGAGCCAACCUGGACACGGUGAUGCGCCAUCCAUGGCUAUCAGCCUACCAUGGGACCCCUCGCACUGACGGGGUUCCUAAUGCCUUUGGCAAGUCGGUUGCUGACCUUGAGAAGGCAGCGAUGGAGCAACACCAGCAGAAACGCAUUGCUUACCAAAAGCAGAUGAAGGCAAAUGCUGUUCUGAACAACACUUCGGCUCCUUCACCCCGCAGCCACAGCCAUCGUCCCGAGCCAACGAGCGCCGCCCCUACGUCCGGCCGGAGCCGCUCAGUACAGCCCGAGUUCAUCUACGACUCCUCUGUUGAUCAGUCGAUAUCCGCCCCAGUUCCAAGCGCCAAUGCCAAUGCUACGCCGAAGCACAACGGAACAACUCCCAAGGCCUUUGACAGCCCCGCAGCACUUGGUUUGGCGGAUGACGAUCCUUUUGCACCUCCCCCCGGCACCAAGGUAAACAGCGGUGUCGCCACCGCCACAUCUCCUUCGAAGCAACGUCCCUCAGAAGAUUCUGCUCGAACGCCUGCUGCAGGUCUAUCGCCCACCGACAACAAGACCCCGUCCAAGGGUCACAGAUCGAGCACGAGCGGCGGCGGAAGGGACAUCCGUCACACUAUUCAGGUCGAGUACGACGAGCCGAAGAGUGCCAAGAGGAGCGACGACAAAAGACGAGAUAGAAGCGGCAGUCAAGGACAGCCAAGCCAAGCUAGUGCUCAGCCCAACGGUGUUCUUCCCAAUGUCCAGAAUGGACAGCCGGCGACUAGAGAGAGGCGACCAUCUCAUGGUGGUGCUACCAAGCCUCUUCCGCCACAGCCCGUCGCUCCCUCCGCUUACAAACCCCCGCCGACGCCAGCCACGCCUAAGGGCUCGUCGCACCAGCAGCCGAGUGCGACUCCCGUCAAGGCUGCUUCUGGAGGCGACGUGCCAACCGUCAACGUUUCUUCGCCCCCACAGACGCCUUCUUUUCACCAGCUCUCCCACCCAAAAGACAAGGAUAAAGACGCCAGUAGCCAAAACUCCGCCUCCUCAAAACGAGGUCACAAAAAGGGCAAGUCUAGCAUCGACAAAAUAGGUCUCGGCAAGAUCUUUGGAAGCGGAAACAGUGCUCCUGCUCCCCCGGUCCCUCCCCUGAACGGCAGCGAGCAUAACCUCCAAUCCCCUAGUGCUCCAUCUUCUCGUGUUCCUUCCGAAAGCCAGGGUAGCGCCUCUUCACUUCAAGCUCCUCAGGAACCGGCGCCGCCCAAGGAUGGGAAGAAAAGCCGUCGCAACACUUUGACAGUGAUGGUCGAGCCUUUUAUUGGCACUAUCCGAAACCGCAAGGGACGUCCUCCCACCACUCCCGCUACCGCUGAGCCCGUACCAACUGCCCAGACGUCGGUCAAUGCGACACACCCACCUGUCCCCUCUUCGGCGACCGUUCCUGCACUCCCCACCGCCCCGCACGAUGCCGACCUUACUCACCCGGAUAUUCCUGUCGAAGACGGCCCUGGAUUGUCAGCAUCGAGUAACAAAGCCAAGAAGGUCAUGCAGUGGUUCCGAACCAAGUCGAAGGGGCGUGAAUCUGUCGGCAUUGGAUUGGGCGGUGAAGCCGAGCACCACGAUUCUCUGAGCACGCCCAUAACUGAACAGAAAUACAAGAAGGGAUUCUCCGCGUCGAGCAGCACCGUCAACCAAACCUCGACACCUGCAUCCGCCAUGUCGCCUCAGGUGGUUGUCACACAGGCACAGCAGGCUACCACGCCUAAGACUCCCAAGGUUUCCGCUCCCGGUCAUCCCCAGCGGGCUGCUAGCUCCGCUACCGAAACCCCCAGUUUCGUCGCUCGGUUCCGCAACUCAGUUACAGUCGGUGGCGGCUCCCAUUCGCACUCAUCCAAGCACUCGAACCAACCUGGGGGCCAACUGCGUAUUCACCAGGGUGCUGUGGACCAGACCACCAUUACUACGAGGCCACCACCCGAGGUUAUGGCCAAAGUCAAGGCCGUGUUGGAGGGGAUGGGUGUUGAGAUUCAGCUGGAGAGCGAGUACAAGUACAGGUGCAUCCGUCACAAGAAGAAGAAGGGGGCGACUAGUGCUGCGGGGACUGCUCCCAACGGUGCUCCAGCUAACCUCGCUGCUGUACAAGUCACCGGCAGCGCUGCUUCGAAUGGGGUUGAUCGCCGUGGCCUGCCGCUUCCAUCUCCUUCGGCUUUCUCUGCCACUGGUGGCAUGUUGCGAGGAUUGCUCAUGAGGCGACAGUCGUCCCAAGUUUCGUCUUCGUCGCAACCCUCACUCGCCUUCGACGACGAGACUUCCGUCGUGGUCAGCGAACCAUUGCUCAUGUCCGACAUUACCUACGGUGAUCCCUCUCAAGAUGCGGGUGACGAAGUUCGCUUCUCGGUCGAGCUUACUCGAAUUGAUCGUUUGAACGAUACCUACUCCCUCGACAUUCGUCGACUCAAGGGUAACCUCCGAAGCUACAAGUAUCUGUACGAUACCAUUAGACAACGGGCUGAUCUACAACGCUAG
Molecule: messenger RNA, 3663 nt
Organism: Coprinopsis cinerea okayama7#130
Lineage: Eukaryota; Fungi; Basidiomycota; Agaricomycetes; Agaricales; Psathyrellaceae
Product: CAMK/CAMKL/Kin4 protein kinase
Exons: 5
Coding region: 1-3663 (1220 amino acids)
Biological process (GO): microtubule cytoskeleton organization; intracellular signal transduction; protein phosphorylation
Cellular component (GO): cytoplasm
Molecular function (GO): ATP binding; tau-protein kinase activity; protein serine/threonine kinase activity
Source: RefSeq, a predicted model, not a curated record